Gallus gallus (chicken) is the source of this 4151-nucleotide messenger RNA. RefSeq names its product C4orf17 homolog (gene C4orf17). Lineage: Eukaryota; Metazoa; Chordata; Aves; Galliformes; Phasianidae. The record is from RefSeq and is a predicted model, not a curated record. Bases 3052 to 4062 code for a protein of 336 amino acids. The transcript has 9 exons.
GCUAGCUAGUAGCACUUAAUUUUACUAAUUUAAAUAUUAACACAGUGUUGUGACAAAGUAACACCCCUAAAAUCCACAAAACAUAUUGUACCAGCAAGAACUUUAUGUAACACUUGGAGGUUUUGAAACAAUUGGCGACCUUUUAAACUUUAGUUAGACAUACUUCAUCCUUUAUAGGUAGCCAACAUAAAAACAAAAGCAGUAUAUGCAGAAAAUCAGAAGACCUAGGAAGAGAAAGUAUCUUCCACUCCUAUAACUUAAUUUAUAGGCUAUUUUUAGGAAGCAUUUAAUCUUAAGCUUAUGGACAGUACACGUUAUGGUAAAUAACACAUAAUUUAAAAUAAAUACAAGAGGACUUUGGGAAAGCUGUCUCCCAAUUUAUUUUUCUUUAAAUCAAAAUUAUAAAUGCUUGCUGGGAAAACAAAUGCAAUCGGACGUAAUACAAAUCAGCAGUUUUCAUUAUUCCAAUGAUUCAGUCAACCCACUACAACCCAUACCGUAAGUUCUGUAUAUUUUACUAUCCAUGUCAGGAGAUACAGGUAUUUUUCAUUUGUAUUAUGAAUGUACCUAGAUGUACUAAAGAUGUACCUAGAAAAAAAAAAUCUUAUCAACUUCUCUGCUGGUAUAUUUUGGUAUUUAUGUUUAGAGUAGAUGAAAGCAAGGCUAGACUGCAGUGCUAGUAUAGACAUAAGAGUUCAGUGCCACAGAGGCACUUUUUUGCAGCCUUUAAAGCAGCUUUUGGAUAGACAGAUGCCUGAUGGUCAACAAUCCUGAUAAAAUGUUUUGCUCAACAAUCAUUUAAGAUAGAAAUUAGACCAAAUGGAAGGCGUGUUCUUUACUGAAAUCACAGCAAGAUCACAGCUCUGAAAGGCAGUACCUAACAUUUGUAGUGAGCACAUCAGAUGAGCUUUAGCUAACCAGUGUUCACUGGUGCUGCAUGUUGCUUGUAAUUCACAUCCUUGAAAACAAGACAAUUUCCUUUGUUGUAGGAGAAAAUCAAAGUCAAUUUUCUUUCAUCUUUCUGUGUUGGCCAGUUAAAUAUUACUAAAUGCAGUGGUAAAAACAAAAAAAAAUGAAGUUCAAUAUGCUACACAAUUCAGAGAUAAAAUGCUUUGGAAAAGUACAUAAAUCAUUACAUUCUAUUGCAGGGAAUUCAAUUGGAACUUUGAACUCUGUAUGAUGAUUAACCCAUUAUGCUAUAUAUUUUCUGCAAUCUAUCAUUUCUAUAUACUAAAACUAAAUUUUCCACUUGAAUACUUUUACAAUAAUAGAGAAUAACAAACCCAUCAAAUACUUACCCAUCGUUAUAGAAGACAGUGUUAACUGGCAAGAAUGACUGCUUCAAACCUUACUUCACAGCUGAAAUAGCAGCUGUAAGGAAAGUUCUGCUUUGAAGUUAGCGUUCACAUUCAUUGUCUUCUCCUAAAUAAAACACGGACUUCUGAUUUCAUUCCAUAAAAAUUCAGAACAAGCCAGCAGAGCUCCAGUAGUAGAAAACAUGGUACUAAGGUAAAAAUUGACCUCAAUCAAUCAACUUAUGAAUAGUUAAGUGCCAAAAUGAUAAGAGAAAAUUAAUGUAUGCACUCUGACUGGUAUCAAAGAGCAUGAGAAGCACUAAGUACAUUUGUUAUGGCCACCAUGAAUUCAGGUUAUCUGGCAGACUGCUUGGUAUUUUUGAUCAGGAAUAGUUUGUGCAAGGCAGUGAUCUGCAGGAAUAACACCAGGGAACCUGCAGUGUACCAGUAUUGCUGUAUGUGAUUGAAAUGACAACUCAGUGGUACUGCAAACCAUAUAUAACUGAGUAUAUAGGCGUUAAUUGCUCACUCCUUUCUGUCUUCUGCUUUGUUGCUUUCGGCUUUUGUUCAUAAGUCACGUUAUUUCCUCAAGUAGUCCAUGUGCCCCCAGGUAUGUGCAAAAAAGAAAAGAAAAAAAAGAUCUUGGCAUUAGCUACAAAAAAAAAAUCCCUGUGAAAUGUCAGUUCCCCCCUACCAGCAGUGCCCUGAAAUGUAAUCGUCGUGAGGGACAAACACUGACCUUUCCUUGACUGUCUGUCAGGGCAUACAUGACCUUAACACAAGAGCUUCAGCUCUGGGAUUUACACUUUUUGUUUUCAUAUGGAGCAGCCUCACAUCUCAUGGCCUUCUGCACACAUUGUGAAAUCCCUCCAUUUGCUCUUUUUUUUUUUUUUCCCUAAGUCAGACACAGUUAUGGAGUAAAAAAGGUAACCAUGUAAAACAUUAAGAGUUGCUUGAAAAGAUGUCCUCAUCCUUUUCCAAUCCUCUUUUCUCCACGUAUUCCUUAAAAUAUGAACAGCAACCACACACGGCUUCCUUAUCCUAACAGACAACUGAUGAAUGCUUAUUUUGCUCUCAGCCUGCAUGGCUGAGCAGCCCUUAAAGGUUAAUUUUCCACUUUUCAUUAUCUUGAUUCUGAGUCAUUACAAGGUACCUUAAAUACAGCACCAUUCUUAGGAUGUUCUUAAGAUGUUAAAGUAGUGGAUAUUCUAACCAAGGUGUCAGGAGCAAAGAACGCUGAACACCGGUCAUUUGUACCAUAUGGAAGGGAAAAAUAAUAAAGGGAACAGUAAAAACAGCUAUUAGUCUAUUAUUCAACUUCUAAACCCAGAAUCUAGACGCAGACACCAAGUAUUUAGAGAAAUAAGACUUCUUCUCUGCAUACACCACCUUUAGACAUCAAAGCCUCAGCAUUUCCUUUGCUGUCAUUACUCGUCCCUUCACCUCCCAAGUCAGAAAGCAAUCUACUCCUGCUUCAAUAUACUUUGUUACUACAAAAAAGAGGCCUCAGUAGGCGUGGCAACGGGCAGCUGAACUCCUGAGCACAAACAGCCAGGCAACAGAAGCAGGCAGUGUUAGUUGUCCGAGGUAACUAUUUAGGCAGUAGGCAGCUUGCUUUCACCCUCCUGUGCUUACAGCUUCUCCAAAAUGCACAUGGAAGAGCAUUUAGCCUCAUUUGGAGAGCAUAAGAGCCAACCUGCUCUGCAAUAAGACACUGCAAUAAGACACUCUGCAAGAGAAUAAGAAAGCUUACACAAUGAAUACCUGUCGGCAUUGUUCUCGCUCCAGCAGCUCAUGGGUAACAUACUCCACUAGGAACGUCCCCCACCCACGGAUGCUCUGCCACAUACAAGGGUUGAACAACAGUCCGAUCUGUUCUGUAAGACACAGCUGUUUUGGAGAACUCCCAUAUGCUGACAGAACAGCCAUCCCUGAGCAAAAAGCUGACCGAGAGCGUGUGCUAUAUGAGAAUGCCAGAGGCAACUCACCUGCCAGCAACUGCCUUCCAAGGCUUGAGGCUUUCAUGCAAAGAGGGCCUGGGUCUUCACAGCAUGCGGCACAACAUGGAGAAGGACUUGCAAGUGUUCCAGAGAGGACUCAAAGUAGCCCUAAUUCACCUGAAAAGCUUUUGAAAAAACGAUCCCAAACCUCUGCACAACCUGCAGCUACCCAGGGAGUCCUCCAGGCUCUCUCCCAGCCUUCCUCUGCAUGCCUCAACUCGAGUCGCAGUCCUCAAGUCCAGCAGAAUGCAGAUUUUGACCUAAGCUACCUGCAUUGGGAAAUAAAGGUGCUUGAAAAACUGAGAAAUGUUUUCCAGACAGAUUCGCUUACAGAGAUCCAGGAAUGGCUCUCAAAGGCAAGUCUAAAAGAGAAAGUCUUCAUGUCCAGACUGAUUUACUCUGAACUGAGUGGUAAAGGCAGGCCGAAUAACCAGCCACAUGCAAUGCAGGAAGGUGCAGGAGAGGGCAUGAAUAUCCAGAGUUUGCUAAAGCCUCGGCCUCCUUCUCAGAGAGGCCCAGAAGGAGAAACAAAUAACAGGCCUUCAACUAGCGCAUCAGAAGCAAGUCAAAACAUGAAGCACGAAAUGGAUAAAGACUGUACUUUGUCCUCAAGGCUGAGAAGCAGAGGUCCAGCACAUGCAGACGCGUCAUCUCCAGAGAAGAGCCAAGGCUGGCAAUGGAAACAAAGAGACGUGCCCUCACAUGCUGCCCUGCAGCAAGCCAAACAACAGAUAGCCCCCUUCCAAGGGAGGCCCGUAUCUUCAUAGCCACUACGGCAGUUGCAAGUCAUUUUCACAUACAGAAAUACAUACUCUUAGCACUUACAGAUAUAAAAAUUAGAACAAAUGUAAAGAAA